UUCCGGUUUCGUACUUCAUCCAUAGGGCGAAUCUGCGGGUGCUGGACUUCAUGCAUUUGUUUUACGCACUUUAUUCCCUUUCCACGUGCCUUUAACUUUCAAUCUUGAGCUUUAAAGAGAUGUUAAUAUUUGGGAAACACUAAAUCGUUAGAAUGUCUCUGAGACACCUGUCGGUGAAGGCUUUCCUUUUUCUCGGCCUUUGUCAAAUUGGACGAAGAGGAUUUGCCUCUGCCCCUGAAGUCAGAGAAGCGCCCAGGAAAAUCGCAAUCAUUGGUGGUGGUAUUGGAGGCACGGCAGCAGCAUUUUUCUUGAGGCAGGAGUUCGGACCUGCUGUGAAGAUCGAAGUGUUCGAGGCAGGGACUGUCGGAGGUCGUCUGGCCACUGAGAACAUUGGGGGACACGAAUAUGAGACAGGAGGAUCCAUCAUUCACCCGCUCAACCUGCACAUGAAACACUUUCUGGACAAACUCGGUCUGUCUGCUCGUGCUGAUGUUUCUUCUAAAAUGGCGAUAUUUGACGGGAAGGAACUGACCUUUGAAGAGAGCGACUGGUUCUUAGUGAAUUUCAUACGCAUGCUGUGGAGAUACGGACUCAACUUCAUUCGAAUGCAUAUGUGGGUGGAGGGAAUUCUGGACAGGUUCAUGAGGAUAUAUCAGUACCAGCAGUUCGGCUACUCGUUCUCCAGCGUGGAGAAGAUGCUGCAUGCCAUGGGUGGAGACUCGUUCCUCACUCUUGUCAAUCAGACGCUGGAGGAGGCCAUGCUGGCUGAGGGCUUCUCUCAGGUCUUUCUCAAUGACAUUGUAACGCCCGUCACACGAGUUAACUACGGACAGACUGUCCGAAUCAAUGGAUUUGUAGGUGCUGUUUCUCUAGCAGGAGCCAGCUCAGGUUUGUGGGCAGUGGAUGAGGGGAAUAAGUUGGUUUGUUCUGGUCUUCUGUACCACAGCAAAGCUGAAGUUGUUCCAGCUCGUGUGACUGCCAUCUCCAUGAAGACCAGACCGUCCAAAACUGGUCCUGUCACAAGUUUCUAUGAAGUAAACUACGUCGGAGAGUCUGGCGCUGCCCAUUCCACCUACGACAUAGUUGUAGUCGCCACUCCUCUGCACCAGGGCCUGUCUGACAUCAGCUUCUCUGGCUUCUCUCUACCUAUUCCGUCCCACUUUCCUGGCCGAUACCACCAAACUGUUGCCACUCUGGUCCAUGGUCUGCUCAAUGUGUCUUAUCUGGGCACCACACACAAGCCAGAAGACUUCUACAUUUCAGAUGUCCUCACAGUGGACAACACCUCAGAGAUCCACAGCUUGAGCUCUCUGGACCCAGUGAAAAUCCCCAAAGGCUACACCCGCAGUUCUGCCACCCAAAGCAAAGUGUGGAAGAUCUUCUCCUCCCAGCCGCUUACCCAGAAGCACCUACAACAAAUCUUCUUGUCCCAGGACUCUGUGUUUGAGAAGCGUUGGCUGGCGUACCCUUCGUACAGCCCACCGCAGCGCAGGACGCCUCCAUUCAUCCUUCAUGAUCGCCUCUAUUACCUCAAUGCAGUGGAAUGGGCAGCCAGUGCCAUGGAGAUGAGCGCUAUUUCAGCUCGUAAUCUGGCCCUGCUGGCUCAUCAUCGCUGGUACGAGCAGACGGCCAAAUCGACCAAGAGGACCUGCACACCCAGACUCAGAGGAGAACUUUGAUAAAGGUACAAGUAGUGCUGUUAAAAAUACCACUGCUAUUUAAUAUUUAUCAAUUUUUGCUAACAUUUAAGGGGGUUCUUAAAAGGCUAGUUCACCCCAAAAAUAAAAUCGACUCAAUAUUUACUCUCCCUAUAGUGGUCUGUUGAACACACACAAAAAGAUAUUUUGACGAAAGCUGAAAACCUUUAACCGUCGACUUCAUAGUAGGAAAACAAAUACUAUCGGGUUAGUGUUACAUGUUUCAGGUUUCUUCAAAUAACUUUGUGUUCAACAGAAGAAAGAAACUCAAGCAGGUUGAAACAAGUGAAGUGUGAGUAAAUGAUUUUUAUUCAACCCUUUAAGCACUGCUGAAUGGCCAUAGUGAUCAAAUGCUCCUUGCAAAGGACUGUGAUUAGCUACAAUGAUCAAUGCUUCCUUCUCUGCACUGAGUGCUAACAGAGUUACAAGAUAGCUCCACAAUCAGUGUAUCCGUGUAAGCGCUCAGUGAAGUUUGUGAAGCAAUGAUCAUUGUAGCCAACCACAGUCAUUCUGUUAAGUCCAUAAAACCAAUGGCCAAUCAGCAGUGAUUAAAGAGAUGGUUCACCCAAAAAUGAAAAAACACAUCAUUUACUCAUCUGCUUGUUCCAACUUGUACGUGGGUCUUUCUUCUAUAGAAACUCAAGCAGGUUUGAAACAAGGAUGUGUAAAUAAUUUUAUUUAUCCCUUUAAACACUGCUUAAAGUGAUCAAUUCUCCACGGAAAUGACUGUGAUUGGCUACAACGAUCAACGCUUCAUUCACUUCACUAACAGAGUUACAAGAGACAAAUUUCAAAUGCUCCAUUAUCAGUGUAUAUUGUAAGCACUCAGUGAAGUUUGUGAAGCGAUGACCAUUGUAGCCAAUCACAGUCAUUUCUGUGAGUGCAUGAAACCAAUGGCCAAUCAGCAGUGAAUAAAGAGAUGGUUCACCCAAAAAUGAAAAAUCUGUCAUUGUUUACUCAUCUGCUUGUUCCAAACCUGUUUGGGUAUUUUUUAUAGAAGCUCAAGCAGGUUUGAAACAAGUGAAGUGUAAGUAAAUGAUUUUAUUUAUCCCUUUAAACACUGCUGAAUGACUGAAGGGAUCAAAUGUUCCACUGAAAUGACUGUGAUUGGCUACAAUGAUCAACGCUUCAUUCUCUUCACUAAAAGAGUUACAAGAUGCAACUUUCAAAUGCUCCAUUAUCAGUGUAUUAAUGUAAGCACUCAGUGAAGUUUGAGAAGUGAUGAUCAUUGUAGCCAAUCACAGUCAUUUCUGUUGAGUGCAUGAAACCAAUAGCCAAUCAGCAGUGGUUAAACAGAAUAUUCACCCAAAAUAAAAAAUCUGUCAUUGUUUACUCACCUGCUUGUUCCAAACCAGUUUCAGUGUCUAUCUUCUAUUGAACAUAAAGACAGACAUACUGAAGAAAGAAAGCCAUUGACUUCCAUAGUAUUUUCUGUUCCCACUAUUGCUGUUUAUUUCUUCAGAAAAUCUUGUUUUGUGUUCAAAAGAAGAAAGAAAUUUAUUAAAGUUUAAAACCACUUGAGUGUCAAUAAAUAGUGAGGACAAGCAGGAAAUGCUAGGAUCAUCACAUUUAAAACCUCAGAAGUUGGUAUUUUCUGACAGCACUACAUACAGGGUGGUGUUUCAACAACUUUGGAUUUGGGUAGCAAUAAAAUCUCAUUUGGAAAUGAGAGAUUGGAUUCGCGUAAAUCAGACCUGUGAUGUAUAUUUUAAAGCCUAGUUCAGACUACACAAUAUUUUGUUUGUGACGAGUCAAUGUGUCAGUUUAUUGCAAUUUUGAUUCCUUUGUCAUAUCUUGGACAAAGAAUGUCAAAAUACAAACCAGUCAUUGCUUGUCAUUUGUCAUCUUCCAGAAACAACAGCAUAGACCAGGGGUCAGGAACCUUUUUUCAGCAAAGAGCCAUUUCAGAUUUUUUUUCAGAUCAAAUGCAUUGUGCAUGUGUGUAUGUAACAAAACCUUUAUUUAUGUCCAAGCACAACUCAAAAAUUAACAAAUAUGACGCAUCAUAAUGUAUAAAGGACAAUUUACAGAUUUUUUUUUUCCAUCGCCACUCAUGAAUGUGAGGUUACCAUAGAAAUGUAGAAAUAUAACUUGCCCUUUAUGUUGUCGCGAUUGAAGUUAAACCACAGCACCACAAAUGCAGAAACUGAUUUCUAGUAUCAUUUAGAUUUUUUUUUUAAUUUUGAAGUAUUAUUGAAAAGAGACACAUAUGAGCUGGAGAGCCACAUAUUGUUGGUCAAAGAGCCACAUGUGGCUCCCAAGCCAUAGGUUCCCUACUGCUGGCAUAGACAAACAAUUGCUACUGAAGUGGGAUGUUUAGUACUAGAGUUGUAGUGAAAAACAAAUAGUUU
This is a messenger RNA of Danio aesculapii, 4048 nucleotides long. RefSeq names its product prenylcysteine oxidase 1 (gene pcyox1). Gene Ontology annotation, biological process: prenylcysteine catabolic process; prenylated protein catabolic process. Gene Ontology annotation, molecular function: prenylcysteine oxidase activity. Lineage: Eukaryota; Metazoa; Chordata; Actinopteri; Cypriniformes; Danionidae. The record is from RefSeq and is a predicted model, not a curated record.